This is a messenger RNA of Nerophis lumbriciformis (worm pipefish), 1326 nucleotides long. RefSeq names its product stearoyl-CoA desaturase b (gene scdb). NCBI's taxonomy places the organism in Eukaryota, Metazoa, Chordata, Actinopteri, Syngnathiformes, Syngnathidae. Gene Ontology annotation, molecular function: iron ion binding; stearoyl-CoA 9-desaturase activity; palmitoyl-CoA 9-desaturase activity. Gene Ontology annotation, biological process: monounsaturated fatty acid biosynthetic process; response to fatty acid; unsaturated fatty acid biosynthetic process. Gene Ontology annotation, cellular component: endoplasmic reticulum membrane. The record is from RefSeq and is a predicted model, not a curated record.
AUCAGAUAAGCAAAGAGCCAAUCGGAUAUUUGGAGCUGUGCACACGCAUGAAUGUCCCCUUUAGAAAAAAAAAAUAGACUGCAUAAGGAGGACUUCAUUGACGGGGAAUCCACCCACAGGCACGUCUUUAUUUCCACACUGGGACACGACUGUAUCUCUGCACGCCAAAUGCCCGAGAACAGCGCACAUGGGCCCGGCCAGCAGCAGAACGCAGGUCCCGCCGCGGAGGAGUCGCGGACGGCGGAGGAUGUUUUCGACGACACCUCCGCGGAGAAAGUAGGUCCCAAACCUCCGAUGCGGCUGGUGUGGAGGAACAUCCUCCUCAUGAUCCUGCUGCACGCCGGCGCGCUCUACGGAUUCACCCUCAUCCCGGCGGCGGCCACACUCACCCUGGCCUGGACUGGCGUGUGCUUCAUGAUCAGCGCCCUGGGUAUAACAGCGGGCGCGCACAGGUUAUGGAGCCACAAAACCUACAAGGCGUCACCCCCCCUAAAGGCCUUCCUCGUUCUUGCCAACUCCAUGGCCUUUCAGAACGACAUCUACGAGUGGGCGAGGGACCACCGAGUCCAUCACAAGUACUCGGAGACGGACGCCGACCCCCACAAUGCGAAGCGGGGCUUCUUCUUCGCCCACGUCGGCUGGCUGCUGGUUCGCAAGCACCCCGACGUCAUCUCCAAGGGCCGCAAAGUGGAGAUGUCCGACCUGAAGGCCGACAAAAUGGUCAUGUUUCAGAGGCGGCACUACCAGCUCUCGGUGGUGGUCUUGUGCUUCCUGGUGCCCACGCUGGUGCCCUGGUACUUCUGGGGCGAGUCCCUCCUGGUGGGAUACUUCCUGCCCGGACUGUUCCGGUACACCGUGGUGCUCAACGCCACCUGGCUGGUCAACAGCGCCGCGCACAUGUGGGGCAACAGGCCUUACGACAACACCAUCAACCCCAGGGAGAACAUGUUCGUCGCCUUCAGCGCCGCGGGCGAAGGCUUCCACAACUUCCACCACACCUUCCCCUUCGACUACGCCACCAGCGAGUUCGGCUGCAAGCUCAACCUCACCACCGCCUUCGUCGACCUCAUGUGCCUGCUGGGCCUGGCCUCCGAGCGCAGGGUGGCGUCCAAGGAGGUCGUGGCCGCCAGGGUGCAGCGGACGGGCGACGGCAGCGUGAAGAGUGGCUGAGGCGCACCGUGGCGAGGCGUGAUGAUGAUGAUGACGACGACGACGAUGGAGGGUGAGGCGCUCACACCUCUUGAUUGUUAUGAGACGACGCAGAUGUGGAAGCUUCAGCCAGUGUAGCCAUGUCACCUUAAUAUUAAACACAUUGGAGGAUGAAAA